GCUAAAGCCAGGGCGGAACCUUUGAGCCGUUUCACAUUUCCUACACGGCCACUUUUACAACGGACCAAAGCAAAGUGCCUGGCGAAAUGGAAGUGAAAAACGCAAAUGCUGCUAUGCUCAGUAACUAUGAGGUGUUCAAACUCCUCACAGACCUGAAGGAGCAGAGGAAGGACAGCGGGAAGAACAAACACAGCGCCGGGCAGCAGAACCUCAACACCAUCAUGUAUGAGACACUGAAGUACCUUUCAAAGACGCCCAGCAGCAGGCAGACUCCAGAGAUCGUCAGAGAGUUCCUGACCACCAUGAUGCCUCACAAACUCACAAAGGCAGAAAAACUGCAGUUAUUGAACCACCGGCCACAGACAGCAGUGGAAAUUCAGCUUAUGGUGGAGGAGAGUGAAGAGCGGUUGUCAGAGGAGCAGAUCGAGGAGCUCAUCCAGAUGGUUGCAGACGUCCUACCUGGUGACCCAGAGCAGGAGAACGCAGCUCCAGCAGAUGCAGAGAUUGAUGAAGCCGUUGAACAGUCAUGACACAGCGAGAGACCCGACACCACCCGGAGGUAGAGAACUGGAGCGGAGGCUAGAAUGACUACGGAACUGGACUGGUUGCGUUAACCUGCGCUAUUUGAACUGAGCAACAUGCUGACAGACAGGAUUCACAACGACGGCCAUAUAAUUACCUCAAUAACUUUUGAAAUGACUCAUUAAAUACAUUAAUAAAUGGCAGGAGAUUGUU
Cyclopterus lumpus (lumpfish) is the source of this 735-nucleotide messenger RNA. RefSeq names its product calcitonin gene-related peptide-receptor component protein (gene crcp). The record is from RefSeq and is a predicted model, not a curated record. The transcript has 6 exons. Gene Ontology annotation, molecular function: nucleotide binding. NCBI's taxonomy places the organism in Eukaryota, Metazoa, Chordata, Actinopteri, Perciformes, Cyclopteridae. The coding region runs from base 87 to 530 and encodes 147 amino acids. Gene Ontology annotation, biological process: transcription initiation at RNA polymerase III promoter. Gene Ontology annotation, cellular component: RNA polymerase III complex.